UACAUAAAACCUUAGAUUUGGCAAUACUAUUGCAGCCAACUUCACGCGCGUUCUGUUAUCUUUCUUUCUUUUUCUUCCGGCACAAGAAACAGCUACAGAGUAAAAAUGACAAAGAAGCGUCGUAAUGGAGGUCGCUGCAAGCAUAACAGAGGCCAUGUGAAGGCAGUACGUUGCACCAAUUGUGCUCGUUGCGUGCCUAAAGAUAAAGCUAUUAAGAAAUUUGUGAUUCGAAAUAUUGUUGAAGCUGCGGCAGUGCGAGAUAUUUCAGAAGCCUCCAUUUGGGACACUUAUAUCCUGCCGAAGCUGUAUGCUAAGCUUCACUAUUGCGUUUCUUGCGCCAUUCACUCUAAAGUUGUCAGAAAUAGAUCUAAAGCUGGCCGUCGUAUUCGUACGCCACCCGUAAGGACUUUUCCUAAGGACAUGGCACGUAAUCAAGCUAGAAAAUAGUUACUAGUUGCUAGUUAUCAAAUGUGAAUAAAAGUUACAAAAACAGAAAAUGGAGUGUACUAUUAGCGAGUGCCAAGUAGAAUUUACAUUCAACUUGUGUAAAUCCUCAAA
Molecule: messenger RNA, 558 nt
Organism: Glossina fuscipes
Lineage: Eukaryota; Metazoa; Arthropoda; Insecta; Diptera; Glossinidae
Product: 40S ribosomal protein S26
Exons: 3
Coding region: 106-447 (113 amino acids)
Biological process (GO): translation
Cellular component (GO): ribosome; cytosolic small ribosomal subunit
Molecular function (GO): mRNA binding; structural constituent of ribosome
Source: RefSeq, a predicted model, not a curated record